This is a messenger RNA of Ostrinia nubilalis (European corn borer), 1362 nucleotides long. RefSeq names its product immunoglobulin superfamily member 10-like. NCBI's taxonomy places the organism in Eukaryota, Metazoa, Arthropoda, Insecta, Lepidoptera, Crambidae. Bases 193 to 1362 code for a protein of 389 amino acids. The transcript is spliced from 8 exons. The record is from RefSeq and is a predicted model, not a curated record.
AGUGGCGCGGGCAACACGCCUUUGCCGCAUCCGCGUUACAGACCAAAAACACAAAUCAAUUAGGACGUGUUUCGGAACGCUCUCGAUCCGAAUUUCGAACGCAUUUGAAUAAAAAAGGCGCGAAAGUAGCAUGGACAACGAGUUCUUUUGUUGAAAAAAUAUUUUGUGUUUGUUUUUGUAAUUUAUUAGUUGAUGAUCAUGAAGCGAGAAGCCAUUAUUUCGUUCGCGAUUGCUGUUUUGGUGUGGGAAAAAUCUCAAGCGUGCUUCCACGAGUCGAUCGAGCGCGAGAUGAUAUACGAGAAGACUGGCACGCCCUACUACCUGGAGUGCACCUGCAACGAGCCAGGGUACGACACCAGCUACAUCACCUGGCUGGACAACAACGACACUGUGGUACGGGAGCAGCGACCAGGUAUAGAACAUAGUGUGUUCACGGUGACAGACCACCACACCGUCAGCCUGAACAUCCCCUACUUGAGCAAGAAGACGUCGGGCACGUACAAAUGUCAGACGAACUUCGAAGGGAACAAGUACAUACAGACGUACCAUAUCACAGCAUACGAUCCCAUCACAAUAAACCCUCCAGUGAAACAGUUUUUGCUGCUGGGCAACAGAUCUCUAAUUCGGUGCGAGGUGCACGCCGAACCCGACGCCAAUUUGAUUGUCACCUGGCACAAAGUUGAGGGGGAUAGACUCGUGCAGAUAAAUACAGAUGCAACUUACACUAUCAUGCCUGAAGGGCUCUACAUAAACAAAGUGGAGGAAAAGGACAAAGGAAUAUACAGCUGCGCCGUGCUGGAGAGCAAAACAAUGGAUGAAGUGGAUAUUAAUAUUUAUACAGAGAUAAUAACAAAGCCAGUAAUCAAAAGAGUCAAAGCGGUGCCGGAGUCAACAGUGGUAGUGGGUGACCGGUUAGUGCUGGAGUGUGAUGCAGAAGGCACUCCUCACCCGGAGUACAUCUGGAGGAAGGUAGACGAGCCAGUGACAGAAAACCCUCCGCGAUGGAAGCAGCAGAUCAACGCACUCGUGAUGGAAAGCAUUCAGCCCCAAGACAGCGGCGUCUACGAGUGCGUGGCGCAGAGCAACGCGGGGGUCGUCUCCGAGACCAUCGACAUUCAGAAAGUAUGCAGUCCCAAGACAGCGGCGUCUACGAGUGCGUGGCGCAGAGCAACGCCGGGUCGUCUCCGAGACCAUCGACAUUCAGGUGAAUUACACUUCUAUGGCAUUGUGAUAAGAGCGAUAUUGCUUGAAAGUAUGCAGUCGCAAGACAGCGGGGUCUACGAGUGCGUGGCGCAGAGCAACGCCGGGGUCGUCUCCGAGACUAUCGACAUUCAGGUGAAUUACACUUCUAUGAUGUUGUGA